Molecule: messenger RNA, 813 nt
Organism: Erinaceus europaeus (western European hedgehog)
Lineage: Eukaryota; Metazoa; Chordata; Mammalia; Eulipotyphla; Erinaceidae
Gene: MCEMP1
Product: mast cell expressed membrane protein 1
Exons: 8
Coding region: 108-686 (192 amino acids)
Source: RefSeq, a predicted model, not a curated record
CCUAGAAAAAGGGCACUUCUCUCUCUCUCUCUCUCUGUGUCUCUCUCUGUCUUUCUCUCACUCUCUCUCCCCUUCUGCCUUUCCCUCUCACCCGGAAGUUCCUUCACAUGACUCAACACUUUCCGGUCAGGAUGCAGCCAGCAGCUCCCAAAGACAAAAAACGGGGUGCUCAGGCCCACAAGGAAGGUGAAAAAGACCCAGAGUAUGAGAAUAUCAACUUGGCCUUCCGAAACCGAGAGCAACAGAAGGGUGGUCACCUGACACCCAAGAAUCAGAAUCCAGGUCCAUCCAGGGCCCCCUCAAACUCAGCCAUGGUGCCCCACUGGUUGCACCGAGCUAUCCUGAGCCUCUACGUAAUCCUGGCCCUGACAUUCCUCUUUUGUAUCAUCCUGUCAGCGUUGAUCCUGAUGCAGAAUUCCAACAUGUCCAAGGAGCUGAAUGGUUUGAGGAUGGAGCUGUCCAAUGUUUCCAACUGGGUCCGGGAGUGCCAGACAGAGCAACAACAGGGCUGGGGUAACACCCAGAAGCAGGUCCAGGAUGCCAGGAAUGACAUCAGAGGGGUGAAUGGCAAAGUGGAAACUACCUCCAUGAAGCUGACGGAACUGAAGUCAGAAAUAAACAAAGUUCAGUCUAGUCUGGAGACUGUCAAGCAGAAACUGGAAGAGAGGAUAAAUAAACCAGCCUAAUGGAUGAAGACACGGAGUGGGAGGAAGCUGUGAUGGGCUUCUUCGCCUCUCUCACUGAAGAUGGAAAACAAGGGGGGGGGGAAGACCCCUAAUCCUUCAACUCCUCAGCUCCAGAACCCCCAUGUGG